This is a messenger RNA of Lytechinus variegatus (green sea urchin), 4064 nucleotides long. It is a transcript of the gene mcm8, whose product is annotated as DNA helicase MCM8-like. Gene Ontology annotation, biological process: double-strand break repair via homologous recombination. Gene Ontology annotation, cellular component: MCM complex; nucleus. The coding region runs from base 189 to 2897 and encodes 902 amino acids. The record is from RefSeq and is a predicted model, not a curated record. Gene Ontology annotation, molecular function: single-stranded DNA binding; single-stranded DNA helicase activity; ATP binding. NCBI's taxonomy places the organism in Eukaryota, Metazoa, Echinodermata, Echinoidea, Temnopleuroida, Toxopneustidae. The transcript is spliced from 23 exons.
CCCUGCACCCACAGCAAUGACUGAAAGUUCGACAAAAUGUGCCUUUUGGUAGACUAAUUUUCACUAGCCAAAUUUGGUGGAGAUGAGCUGAUCGGAGCAGAGACAGAGUUUCUGGCGCAGUUUUCGAAUUCUGAAGUCGAUUUAUAUCAUAAACUGAUGUCUCCUGAAGAUGUGAUUUAAAAGUCAGCAUGAGUCAGAGUCAGGGGUCCUCAUCAACCUGGAGGGGAGGAGGAGAUACCAGAGAAGAAGGGGGAGCAAGGGGAAGAGGGGGGCGAGGAGGAACCAAUUGGAGAGGACGAGGGAACACUCGAGGAAACUAUUUCAGUACAUACCAGAGUAAUGGAAGAGGGGGAGGAGGUAGAGGAUGGAGAGGCCAAGGAGGAGGUGAUAGAGGUAGAGGUGGAUGGAGAGGAAGAGGAGGAGGUGGAUGGGGAUCAUGGAAUAACAGAGGAAGAGGUGGUGGCUUCGGAAGUAAUGUUUCAAACAAUACUGUCCCGGUUUCAAGUACACGCCAUUCUGAGUUAGAGAAUAUUGCUAAUAGUCUUAUCCCCUAUAAAGGAUGGAGGCUGUACUUCACAGAUGAAGCAUACAGUUCAGAUUCCCCCACAGUAAGCAAGAUAGAAACCUUUGAGGUCUUCUUCAGACCAAGACUACCAAAAUAUGACAAGACUGAGAUUGAUCAACGAGGAAGCAUUCUAGUUGACUGUAAGGAACUCUUGGAGGAUGAAUCAGUAAAGACUGUCCUUCCAACUCUAAAAAAUGAGAUAAGGGAUAUGCCUCAGAAAAUCAUCAAUUGUCUAGGAGUAGCUUUCCAUCAGGUUUGGACCAAAGAUCUAGAACAACAAGCAGCAGUUUUACAAGAACAAGAAAACUCUGAGAACCAGUCUCAACAAUCUGUUGACAUUCCUCCUAUGUUAGUUCAGGUGCCAUUGAUUCAUGCCAGAAUACUCAACUAUGAACCAAUAACAGCCUUCAAAAAUUUGAAAGCUAAUUGCUAUGGUAAAUUUGUAUCUGUGAAGGGUACAGUAGUAAGAGUCAGCAAUAUAAGACCAUUAUGUACCAAGAUGGCAUUCCAGUGUAAUACAUGUGGAGAUAUUCAGAUUGUCCAUCUACCUAAUGGAAAGUACAUCCUACCAACCAAGUGCCUUGCCCCAGAAUGUAGAGGGCGCUCCUUUGUACCCAAGCAGAGAUCACCUCUGACGGAGACAGCCGAUUGGCAAACCAUAAAGCUACAAGAGAUAGUUAUGGAUGAGCAGAGAGAAGCAGGACGUAUACCAAGAACAGUAGAAUGUGAACUCAUGCAUGACCUUGUGGACAAUUGUGUACCGGGAGAUACAGUUACAGUCAGUGGGAUAGUCAAAGUAUCAAAUGUAGAUGAAGGGAAAGGACGUAACAAGGAUAAAUGUAUGUUCCUCCUGUACAUCCAUGCCAAUUCAUUAUCAAAUCUGAAGAAAGGUAAGAAGAAUACAGAUGCUAAUGGUGGGAUAGGUGGUGCUGCAGUGGACUUCAGUAUCAAAGAACUCUAUGCUAUACAGGAGAUACAGAGUCAAGAAAACUUGUUCAAACUCAUCGUAGGAUCUAUGUGUCCUUGUAUCUAUGGCCAUGAGUUAGUGAAAGCAGGACUUAUUCUUGGAUUAUUAGGUGGAACACACAAGUACACCAAUGAUAAGAACCGAAUCCCAGUUCGAGGAGAUCCUCAUAUUCUUGUUGUGGGUGAUCCAGGGCUCGGCAAGAGUCAGAUGUUGCAGGCUGCUUCUAACAUUGCUCCUAGAGGGGUGUACGUCUGUGGAAACACAACAACUACCUCAGGUUUGACUGUGACUCUGACCAAGGAUGGUUCUACAGGAGAUUACUCAUUAGAGGCUGGAGCAUUGGUCCUGGGUGACCAAGGUUGUUGCUGUAUAGAUGAGUUUGAUAAGAUGGGUUCUCAGCAUCAAGCUCUUCUGGAAGCCAUGGAACAGCAAAGCAUCAGUUUAGCCAAGGCUGGUGUGGUGUGUAGUCUUCCUGCCAGGACCUCAAUCCUAGCAGCUGCUAACCCUGUGGGAGGUCACUAUAAUAAAGCUAAGACUGUCUCUGAAAAUCUCAAAAUGAGUGGCCCUCUGUUGUCUCGGUUUGAUCUAGUGUUCAUCUUACUUGACAAACCUGAUGAGGAGAUGGAUUCUUUACUCUCUGAACAUGUGAUGGCGAUUCAUGCUGGCAAGCAAAGAGCAAUGAGUGGUGUACGUGUGAUGAGGCAUCCCUCUGGGUCUAUCACAACAGCUGAGGAUGAGGAAGCAAGACGAUUGUGGGAAUCUGAAAGGCCUCUCUCUGAGAGACUCAAGGUAGGACGAGGUGAAGCCUUUGAUCCUAUCCCACCCCAAUUACUCAGGAAGUACAUUGCCUAUGCUAGGAAGUAUGUCUACCCCAAACUCACUCCAGAAGCUGCUACUGUCUUACAGAAUUUUUACCUUGAGCUUCGUCGCCAGCAUCAGGGUUUAGACAGCACACCAAUCACCACAAGACAGCUAGAAUCAUUGAUUCGUUUGACUGAAGCAAGGGCUAGGUUAGAGUUAAGAGAACAGGCUACACAAUCUGAUGCUGAGGAUGUAGUUGAACUUAUGAAGUUCAGUAUGAUAGAUACCUACUCGGAUCAAUUUGGCUUUCUAGACUUCCAGAGAUCUCAGCAUGGAUCUGGAAUGAGCAGUAAAUCUCUAGCAAAGAGAUUUGUAGCUGUUCUGAACAGAGUUGCAGAAAGGACUUAUAACAACAUCUUCACUAUGCAACAUCUUAGAGAACUUGCCCAGGAAGCCAGCAUCCAAGUUCCUGACUUUGAUGGUUUCAUAGCAUCCCUCAACAAUCAGAACUAUCUUCUCAAGAAAGGACCAAGAGUCUUCCAACUCCAAACAGCCUCUUUCUGAGUAUCCGCCCAAAAUAAUUAACAAAGCGGGUAAUUCAGAAAUGAUCAGCAUGCAUUUACAUUAUACUUGUGGUAUAUUCAUGAAAAUGCUUUCUAAAUGACUAGAGCAUUGAAAAGGGACCAGUGUUGGUCUGUGGAAUGAAAACUCCAAGAGAUACUCUUCAUUUCCAAAGAUAAAUAAGUAAGAGUCUUGUGAGUAUGAACUCAUUUAUUGGAUGUACUCUUCCUGAGAAUGUUCAAGCAAGACUUCACCACCCCUCUGCAAGUAGAGCUGGCUUUUCCAUGAUUAUCCUUUGAGUGACUAUUGUAAGGAGAGGGGGUUACUGUGCUUCUGUAAGAAAACUCUGAGGGGUAUGAUUAUCCAUUUCCAAAGGUAAACCUAAUGUCUUGUGAGUAGAUCUAAUUGUCUAUACUUGAUUGGCUCUUCUCUUAAGAAUAUAUAUCAACAAGUUUUCCAACUUCAGAAACUCACAGAGUACCUGUGAGUCUUAAACAUUUCUGUAUAAAUGUUAAUAGCUGAUUGAAUAAUGUACUUUGACCUUAAGGAAUUAUAAAAUUGGUCUUCUGGAGCAUGACUACAUCGGACUGCUUCAAGGAAGUGUAUUUUAAGAAGUCAAAUUUGUGUAGGCCUAUGCCUGUUGGAGGAUAUUUUCAAAGUGACCGGCUUCAUGCAAUGCUGAUAGUAGUGAAGAGUAUCCAUGUUCCUUGGCAUUGACAAUGUAGUCUGUGCUAACAACUUUCAUGAAAUGCCUCUCUCCUCCCCUUUCUUUGAAAGUUAGUCUGUAAACCACAGCAGUAUAAGCUAUUAGAGCAGAUUUUAGAAGAAUGAACACAUGUAGAGAUCAGAAACAGCUUUAAUUGUAUUUAAAACCUAAGAUUUAAAACCAAAUAGUUUGUUGAAUUCUCUGCAGGCCCUAUGUCUGAUGGUGUUGAUAAGGGUUUCAAAUGUCACACACUUCAAAAAGUUGUCAAUAUACAUUUGUACAUUUUGUUGUAAAUGCUUGUAUUAUUCAAUCUCAUCCUCAAAAGGGUAGGGUUGUCAGGCUAUCAGCAUCUUUUGAUUUUAGUCAAAUCAACUCAAAAGGCAGUAUUUGUAAAUAAGACAAUAGCUAUUUAUGAAAAUAUUUGACCAUAUGUUGACCUGUUUGUAAUAAAUUCUAAAUUUCAA